This is a messenger RNA of Ananas comosus (pineapple), 1979 nucleotides long. Its product is annotated as SEC12-like protein 2. Gene Ontology annotation, molecular function: GTPase activator activity; protein binding; guanyl-nucleotide exchange factor activity. Gene Ontology annotation, cellular component: endoplasmic reticulum membrane. Gene Ontology annotation, biological process: protein secretion. The transcript has 10 exons. The record is from RefSeq and is a predicted model, not a curated record. Lineage: Eukaryota; Viridiplantae; Streptophyta; Magnoliopsida; Poales; Bromeliaceae. Bases 206 to 1396 code for a protein of 396 amino acids.
CAAGAGCGGAGUGGGCAUCGACUCGCUUAUUCCCUUCGCCACUUCAAACGUCUCAAAGCUAACGCUCCUCUUCUUCCUCCCAAUUCCCCCGAGAUCUCUCGUCAUUAAUGGCGAUGAAUCCUCUGUAGUAGGAUAAGAGAAGAAGAAGAAGAAGAAGAAGAAGCGUAGGCGAAGGGGAGAGAGAGAGAAGGAUCGAGCGACUACAAUGGCGAGGGGGCGUCGGGAGAUCCCGCCCUGUUCGAAGACCUACGGCUUUCCCAUCUACUGCGCCGCUUGGGUCCCCCUCUCCCAGAUCUCCGCCGCCGCCGCCGCCGACGACGACCACGACAACGACAAGAGAGGAGAAGGAGGCGGCGGAGGAGAUCCAUCUCUGCCGCGUCAUAAGGGCGAUCGUUUACUUGUGACGCUCGGCGGAGGCGGCGGCGAGGGGCGUAGUGGGGUUCCCAACGCCCUUGUCGUCUCCCACUUCGAUCUCCGCUCCCGAUCCCUUUCUGAUCAACCGGUGUUUAGGAUGGGAACUGACGCCGAUGUGCCAUAUAGGAUGGCGGUGCAUCCGGGUGGUGAUGGCAUCAUCUGCUCAUUUCCAAAGAAUUGCAGGUUGUUUAAAUGGGACUUUUCAGAAAGUGAGGAAACUCUGUCUCUGAGAUCUCCGGGAGAGACAUUAGAAAAUCUGGAAGAUGGUGGUUUGCAGUUGGCAUUAUCCUUCAACGAAGGAGGUUCAAUACUUGCAACUGGUAGUGAGGACGGGCGUUUGAUGGUCUUCAAAUGGCCCAGUAUGGAAAGUGUUCUUGAAGAAACUGUUGCUAAUACAACUGUGAAGGAUUUGGAUUUCAGUUCUGAUGGAAAGUUUCUUGCAUCACUGAGGAACAGCGGCCCGUGCAAGGUUUGGGAUUUAGCAUCAUCAAAGGUUGUAGCCAAUCUAUCAAGAGAAGAUGGCGAAAUUUUCAGCUUCUGCAGGUUCUCUCGCAGCAGAGCUGAUAGUCAGGUCCUCUUUGUCACUGCAAUGCAUGGUGAUCAAGGAAAAAUAAUCUCUUGGAAUACUACCUCAUGGAAGAGAAUUGGAACAAAAAGGAUAGUCCGUGACCCAAUUUCUGCAUUUAAUAUAUCAUCUGAUGGUAAACUCAUGGCGAUUGGGACAACCGAAGGGAGUAUCGAAGUUCUAUCCUCCGCAAAUAUGCAGGUGCAGACAAGAGUUAAAAAAGAACACCUUGGCAUUGUGACCGCAUUGGUUUUCUCCCAUGAUUCAAGGGCAUUACUGUCUUCAUCUUUUGACUCCACUGCAAGGGUGACAACCAUUGAAACCAGGAAGAGUAAUGGCUUUAGUGCGUGGAUUAUUAUUCUGGUUAUUAUACUUGCUAUUCUGGUAUAUUUCAUGAAGUCGAAGCAAACCCUUUAAGGAUUCUGAUCACCUUGGAAAUUUGUCUUGUGACCAUGGCAAGGGAUCGAAACUUCACGAUUUGCUCUUAUGCUAGCCAAUAUAUGGCCCUAGAAGGAUGAAGACUUUACUCUGAAGAGGAAAUUGUCUGAUCAUUACACGUUGAUUAGUGGUCGUCUUUGAUGAAAGCUCCCAGCCAACUGAUGUUUCAUCUUCUCUUGCUGUGGAUUUUGUGUGUUCUCUGCCUCUUCCGAGUUAUUCUGACGCAAACUCGAGAGGUAGAAGUUCCCAUUUUCUAAAGCUGAAGUUCAUGUGAACUAACAAAGACGGAAUAGGAACUAUCCAUAUGCGUUAUGGAACUUGUUAGAUUGUAUCGAAAAUGAGAUAGUAAACACAACACUUUCUUAGCAGUAAGUACUCAAAUAAGUGAAUAAAGUCAAGGGCAUCGUAUUCAAUGAAGUCAAGGGCAUAGUAGUUGGUUGUGUGUUACACCCUUGUUCUCGUGGUACAGUUUCCUUUGUUCUUCUUUUAUAGAUCUUUUGUUAGCAACUAUGAUCUACAAGGGUAAACAGCGUGCGGUAUCAAUAAAAUUUUUGUAUCAAAA